AUGGGGAAGGGGAUGUGGAUGUGGCUGUUGUUGGUGGUGGUGCUGCUGCUGGCAGGGGGGGCGGAGAGGGUGGGGGCGUAUAGUGACUGCGAGGAGGACGACAUCUACGGGCUGCAGGGGCACUGCGGGGAGGCCGUGCGGGCGGGGGUGCCGCCGGCGGAGCCCUCCAGCGACUGCUGCUACUUCGUGGAGCAGCGGACAAGCCUCCCCUGCGUCUGCAAGAACCUCGUCGGUGAGGGCGUCGAGAAACGCCUCAGUAUGAACAAGCUUGCCCGCGUCGCCGCCCUCUGCGGUGUCCCCCUCAAGCCCGGCACCAAGUGCGGAAGUACGACCCCUCUCCCUCUCCCUCUCCCUCUCCCUCUCCCUCUCCCUCUCCCUCUCCCUCUCCCUCUCCCUCUCCCUCUCUCCUCUCUCUCUCUCUCUCUCUCUCUCUCUCUCUCUCUCUCUCUCUCCCUCUCUCUCCUCUCUCUCUCUCUCUCUCUCUCUCUCUCUCUCUCUCUCUCUCUCUCUCUCUCUCUCUCUCUCUCUCUCUCUCUCUCUCUCUCUCUCUCUCUCUCUCUCUCUCUCUUACCCCAUCUCAGCCACUCAUCCUCUCUGUAACUCCCUGGGUUCGCUCUCCCUGUUACUCCCUCCAACCUCUCUCUCUCGCUACAUUUUUUCUACUACCCUCUACUCUUGUCAGCUCUCUCCCUGUAACUCCUCUCUCUCUCUCUCUACAUUUUUUCCACUACCUCUCUACCAUACGUCCUUUUCACUCUUACCGUUCCCUCCCUCUCUCCCUGUAACUCCUCUCUCUCUCUCUCUAACUCCAUUCUCUCUCUAUCUCUGUAACUUCCCCUCUCUACCGCGCUCUCUUUCUCUCUCUUACUCCCAGAUGAGCUGGUUUUUUCUUUUGAAUCCCAGGUUAUAAGGUCCCGGCAAGGCUCUGA
Spirodela intermedia is the source of this 929-nucleotide messenger RNA. NCBI's taxonomy places the organism in Eukaryota, Viridiplantae, Streptophyta, Magnoliopsida, Alismatales, Araceae. The record is from the annotation of a GenBank genome assembly.